This is a messenger RNA of Cuscuta campestris, 943 nucleotides long. The record is from the annotation of a GenBank genome assembly. Lineage: Eukaryota; Viridiplantae; Streptophyta; Magnoliopsida; Solanales; Convolvulaceae.
AACUACAUGAAAAGUUCUUCGAAAUAAGAGGUGUCAAGAAUAUUUUAUUUUAUCAAAUAACCAAUGAAAACGUAUAAAUAAACAAAAGUUCCCGCAACACCAAAAAAGCAAACGUUGCAAAUAUUUAGGGACGGAAGGAGAAUUAUUUUAGCAUUCUAAAAAAUUACUCCUAUUUUGUGUUCAAAAGCCCCACAAUUUGUGUGGCCCUAACUUCAUCAUCCAUCACCUUUGUCUCCAACGCCUAUCUCUCAAUCUUUUUUUUUCUCGUUCGGAAAUAGCAAUGGGCUCGACCACAUUUGGGCCUCUAGUGCUAGGAUUUCUCGCGAUUUGGGCCGCGACGGCGGAUUCCGCCGGACAUCAAGCUGCGGCGCCGGCGGUGGACUGCAACAGCGUCGUGCUGAACCUGGCGGACUGUCUCCCCUUCGUCACCAGCGGGAGCACGGCGGAGGAGCCGGAAGGGAGGUGCUGCUCCGGGCUGAAAACGGUGCUGAAAUCCAACGCCGAGUGCCUCUGCGAGGGAUUCGAGAAAAGCGCUCAGUUGGGAAUGGUUCUGAAUGUGAGCCGGGCUAUGUCCCUCCCCGCCGCUUGCCGUCUCUCCGCUCCUUCUGCCACCGCCUGCCCCAUGAGCAGUGGAAGCAUUUCAUCUCCUGCUCCAUCUCCUUUGGCUUCACCGCCAGGCUCCACCGCGGCUGAGCCCCCCGGCGAUGUGAUAGGAGUAAACACUGUGACCAGCCCGACACCGUCGCGAGGAACCAGGGCGGCUUCGUCUUCUUCAGUACGUACUGUGCACAUUGGUUCCUUCUCCACCUUUGUUAUCUUGCUGCUUCAUCUCAUCUUAUUGUUGUUGUGAUGUGUUGGAAAUUUUUAGAUAAAUUGGACAUUUUCGGACAUAAAUUCGGUAGGGUCCACAAAUUAUUUAACGAAAUAAUUAUGGACGAUUAAU